UGUUACUAUUUGCUCCUAAUGUGGAAAUCAGGAAUAAAGGAAAUAUUAAAAUUUACGAUAUAGAUAUAAACUCUACGAUUCACGAAUUCCAGAGUUUUAAUUAUUUUACAUGCAGGUGUCGAAUGCUGAUUUUUUUUUUCAAUUUUUAGUGUUGGCAACAACUCUAGGAACCUUUUCCACGUUUGAGGGCCGGAAAAACUUUGGGACUAGAUACUCAAAAUUAUAAAUUCGUGAAGUUAAGAAUGGACGGGAAACUACCGCCCUGUGUUAUCGAUGUCGGUACCGGUUACACCAAACUGGGUUUCGCUGGCAACAAAGAACCCCAAUUUAUUAUACCAUCGGCAAUUGCCAUUAAAGAAACUGCCAAGGUUGGUGAACAAACUACCAGGAGACUGGGAAAGGGAGUAGAAGACUUGGAUUUUUAUAUAGGAGAUGAAGCAUUCGAUGCGACGGGAUAUGCUGUUAAAUAUCCGGUUCGACAUGGUUUAGUUGAAGACUGGGACUUGAUGGAACGAUUUCUUGAGCAAUGUAUAUUCAAAUAUCUGCGAGCGGAGCCGGAAGAUCAUUAUUUCCUGCUGACCGAGCCUCCUUUGAACACUCCAGAAAACAGGGAAUACACAGCAGAAAUUAUGUUUGAGUCUUUUAACGUACCUGGCUUAUAUAUAGCUGUCCAAGCGGUUCUCGCACUGGCGGCCAGUUGGACGAGUAGGAGCAUUGAAGGCAGGACUUUGACGGGUAUUGUCAUUGACAGCGGAGAUGGAGUUACUCACGUGAUACCUGUGGCCGAGGGUUAUGUGAUCGGAAGCUGUAUCAAGCACAUCCCGAUCGCCGGACGCAACAUAACCUAUUUCAUUCAGUCGUUGCUCAGAGAGCGCGAAAUAGGGAUCCCUCCAGAGCAAUCUUUGGAAACCGCGAAGGCCAUCAAAGAGAAAUAUUGUUACAUAUGUCCGGAUAUAGCGAAAGAAUUCGCGAGAUACGAUUCCGAUCCCGCCAAGUGGAUGAAAAAGUACGACAGCGUGAAUUCGGUAACGAGGCAACCUUUCAGUGUGGACGUCGGCUACGAGAGGUUCUUGGGGCCCGAGAUCUUCUUCCAUCCUGAGUUUUCCAACCCGGAUUUUAAUAUACCGCUCAGUCAGAUCGUAGACGACGUGAUUCAGAACUGUCCAAUCGACGUCCGGCGACCUUUGUAUAAUAACAUCGUCCUUUCCGGAGGCUCGACGAUGUUUAAAGACUUCGGGAGAAGGCUGCAGCGGGAUAUCAAGAGAACUGUAGACGCCAGAUUAAAAUUGAGCGAAACCUUGGGCGGGGGACGACUCAAGCCUAAACCCAUCGACGUACAAGUAGUUUCCCACCAUAUGCAGAGGUAUGCCGUAUGGUUCGGCGGUAGCAUGUUGGCCUCGACGCCCGAGUUUUAUACGGUGUGCCACACGAAAGAGGCGUACGAAGAAUAUGGACCCAGCAUCUGUCGGCACAAUCCCGUGUUCGGAACAAUGACAUAAGUCCUGUUUCAGUCCUCAUGAUUUUUUUUUAUCUUUUUUUUUUUCACACAUUCAAUGAUAGUUUUA
Cylas formicarius (sweet potato weevil) is the source of this 1565-nucleotide messenger RNA. It is a transcript of the gene Arp3, whose product is annotated as actin-related protein 3. Bases 243 to 1499 code for a protein of 418 amino acids. NCBI's taxonomy places the organism in Eukaryota, Metazoa, Arthropoda, Insecta, Coleoptera, Brentidae. The transcript is spliced from 7 exons. Gene Ontology annotation, cellular component: Arp2/3 protein complex; actin cortical patch. The record is from RefSeq and is a predicted model, not a curated record. Gene Ontology annotation, molecular function: actin filament binding. Gene Ontology annotation, biological process: Arp2/3 complex-mediated actin nucleation.